AACGCUGUGAGCUUCAGGAGAUGGGUCGGAGAGGGGAAGGUUUCCUGGAUGCUGAGGCAUUUGCAGCUCUGUGGAAAAGGAACUGCUGAUUUGCUGCCCGAGCAUCAAGGACGUGAGACACUGGAAGAGAUUUGCACGCCCCAAAGUCACUGGAACCACUGAGCACCAGAGGACGAAUCCCACACGGAGUCAUCAUUGGUGCCCAUGGUCUCAUCUGGAGCUCAAAUUGAGGUGGGAGCGUCUCCAGCAACUGGCCAUGGCCAACGAGAGCCUGGCUCUGAGCAGCCUGGACGGGAUUUACAUCGGUACCGAGUGCUUGGUAGCUUUGUUCGCCACUUUGGGUAACAUCUUGGUCAUCUGGGUGGUGAAGCUGAACAUGACAUUUCAGAACACGACUCUGUACUUCAUCGUUUCCCUGGCGCUGGCUGAUAUCGCGGUGGGGGUCCUCGUCAUACCCCUGGCCAUCGUGGUGAGUCUGGGCAUCAGCCUCCACUACUACAUCUGCCUCUUUAUAUGCUGCCUCAUCGUGGUUUUCACCAACGCCUCCAUCCUCUCCCUCCUGGCCAUCGCCAUCGACCGGUACCUGCGAGUGAAGGUGCCAACCAGAUACAAAAUAAUCACUAGAGAGAGAAGAGUUUGGUGGGCGCUGGGUUUGUGCUGGUCUUUGUCCCUGCUGGUAGGAUUAGUCCCCAUGUUUGGCUGGAACACGACAAAACCAAGAAACAUUGACUUUCUCAGCUGUCGAUUUACCUCUGUGAUGAGGAUGGAUUACAUGGUUUAUUUUGGCUUCUUCAUAUGGACCCUCGUUCCUCUGCUCAUCAUGUGUGUGCUGUACACAGAAAUCUUUUGCAUCAUCCGGACAAAGCUAACUCAAGGUACGACCAACGCGAGAGGGGCAGGAGGUUUUUAUGGACAGGAGUUCAGGACAGCCAAAUCCCUAGCGCUUGUUCUCUUCCUGUUUGCAAUAUCCUGGUUGCCUCUGUGCAUUAUGAACUUACUUUUCUACUUUUACCCUAAGUGGCAGAUUCCAAAGCCUUUGAUAUACUUGGGAAUCCUGUUAUCCCAUGCCAAUUCUGCCAUGAACCCCAUUGUCUAUGCUUGCAAGAUAAAGAAGUUCAAAACCACCUACCUUUUAAUUUUAAGGACCUAUAUCCUGUGCCAAAAACCAGAUCCAGUUCUUACAGAGCAAACAACAGACCAACAGUCAUAAAUGAAGGAUGAAUGUUGACCCGCCCGUACACACCAGACCAUUGCUAAAUCACUUUGUUUUAGUAAGAAACUCAUGGGAAAGUGUGUGAUCUGUUUUAUCUACUCCCACUCUUGCACAAACUGUUUUAUGAUAAGGGCAAGCUCCUCUUAAUCUGAUGCACAUUUGACAUCAAGCUCAAAAGGGUCGUUUAUGAUCUUCUGCAUUAUUGUACCCCAGGGAAUUCUGCUGGGGGCUUGCUGUACCAAGGCCAGAUUUUCCAGGCAAACAUCUUCAUU
Messenger RNA from Calidris pugnax (ruff), 1485 nucleotides. RefSeq names its product adenosine receptor A3-like. The transcript has 2 exons. Gene Ontology annotation, molecular function: G protein-coupled adenosine receptor activity. Gene Ontology annotation, cellular component: membrane; dendrite; synapse. The record is from RefSeq and is a predicted model, not a curated record. The coding region runs from base 257 to 1210 and encodes 317 amino acids. Gene Ontology annotation, biological process: G protein-coupled adenosine receptor signaling pathway. NCBI's taxonomy places the organism in Eukaryota, Metazoa, Chordata, Aves, Charadriiformes, Scolopacidae.